Iphiclides podalirius (scarce swallowtail) is the source of this 600-nucleotide messenger RNA. The record is from the annotation of a GenBank genome assembly. NCBI's taxonomy places the organism in Eukaryota, Metazoa, Arthropoda, Insecta, Lepidoptera, Papilionidae.
AUGAGUGAUCGCUACAGCAAAGGGUCGUCUCGAUCCGCGCGUGAUGAUUCUAGGAUGCUCACCGAGAGGCGGCGAACUAGAUCCCGAUCGCGAUCUCCGAGGCGAAGGCAGUCUCCGCCAGCAGGACGGUGGGAUUCGCACUCCAAUGUCUCCAGAAGCCGUGACUUGAACUAUCAGGACAAGAGAGAUGACCACCUAGAUGACUGGGAUGACUCUGAUGAAGAUGUGCCAACACCACCUCCGCCACCACGCAUCAGCAAAAUCUCUAUUGGUUUCACUAAACCAAAAGCACCUAUUAAGAUGACUCUUGGUGGUCAAGCUAAAGCACCAGUAAUUCCAAAACCUACUGUGGCAUCUGUUUUUAGUACUGAUGAUGAUGACGAGGAACCUGAAGAAAUGCCAGCCGAAGCUCGCAUGAGAAUGCGAAAUAUUGGGAGGGAAACUCCAACAUCAGCAGGCCCCAACUCCUUUGGUAAAACUAAACAAGGGUUUUGUGAUGCCAAGAAGGUGUUUGAGAAGAAUCUGAAGACCGCUUUAGAGUCUGUGGACAAGCCCACAAUGUCUAAGCUGCCCCAGACAAUAUACAAGAUCAAGGGCCCA